This is a messenger RNA of Aspergillus wentii DTO 134E9, 1574 nucleotides long. Its product is annotated as MFS transporter. Bases 6 to 1574 code for a protein of 522 amino acids. The record is from RefSeq and is a predicted model, not a curated record. Lineage: Eukaryota; Fungi; Ascomycota; Eurotiomycetes; Eurotiales; Aspergillaceae. Gene Ontology annotation, biological process: transmembrane transport. The transcript is spliced from 2 exons. Gene Ontology annotation, molecular function: transmembrane transporter activity.
GUAAAAUGGACGAAAAAAACAUUGGGGACAAUGGCCCCGGCCUGAAGCAGGAAGAAACUCGCCGUGAGAAUCUGCUUCUCUUCCUCAGCGAAGAACAGGCCCUCGCCAAAGCCAGAGCCAGCCCUGACCAGCCGCUGCCCAUUUGUGUGACUUUUUCCCACGAUGAUCGUGAGAAUCCGCGCAACUGGCCGAAAUGGCGCAAGUGGUAUACGACCCUCGUGGUCUGCAUGCUCAAUGUCAUCACAACGUGGUGUGCUGGCAGCAUCUCCUCCGGUGCGACCGAGAUUGCUUCGGAAUUCAACGUCUCCUCUGAAGUCACGACGCUCUGUCUGUCCCUCUACGUGCUCGGCUAUGCGGUUGGCCCUGUCAUGCUCGCUCCCUUGAGUGAGUAUUUUGGUCGCCAGCCCGUCUAUGUCGUCUCGUGGUUCAUCCUCUUCAUCUUCCAGCUUCCUCUGGCGUUGGCCCCCAACAUCGGCACCAUCCUGGUCUGUCGCUUCAUUGCUGGAUGUGCUGGAGGCGCUCCCCUGACCAACACUGGCGGCACAAUCAGUGAUAUCUGGGAGCGCAACUCGAGUGGUGGCCCCAUGGCCUUUUACGGUCUCAGCAGUACCUUUGGCCCUCCCAUGGCGCUGGUCAUCAGUGGCUAUAUCGGCCUCAAUCUCGGCUGGCGCUGGAUCUUCUGGAUCCUCAUGGCCAUCACCGGUGGCAUCUGGGUGCUCAUCACCCUUACCGUGCCUGAGACGCGUCACACCAUCAUCCUCGAGCGCAAGGCCAAGCGCGUCCAGAAGAUCAUGCAGCAGGAGAACCUCGCUUCUGCUGCAUCCACCACCGACGCCCACGCGAAGAAGGGCCUCCACCAGCUCUUCGCGACCACCCUCACCCGGCCCUUCCGCUUCCUCUUCUCAGAGCCCAUCACGACCUUCUCGGCCAUCUACAAUGGCUUCCUCUACGGCCUCGUCUACCUCUUCAACGAGGCCAUUCCUCUCGUCUUUGGCGAGCCCAACGGCCACGGCUUCAACGUUGGCCAGCAGGGCCUGGCCUUCCUGGGCAUGGCUAUUGGCCCCCUCAUCGCCUUCUGCUUCUACCCCCUCCAAGAACGAUACUACCUCCGUCGCGUCGCCGAGAACGAAGGCCGCGGCGUGCCCGAAGCACGCAUGUGGAUGGCCCGUCUUGGUGCCAUCUUCAUCCCCGUCUCCCUCUUCUGGUUCGGCUGGACGAGCUACCGCUCCGUCCACUGGAUCGUACCCAUCAUCGCCUCUUCGUUCUUCGGCGCGGGUAUCUACAUUGUCAUCCUGAGUAUCCUCAACUACGUCGUGGAUAGCUACCAGACAUACUCUGCGUCUGCAUUGGCGGGCGUGAUUCUCGUGCGCAACGUCGUCGGCGCUGGAUUCCCCCUGUUCGCGACGCAGAUGUAUGAAAAGUUGGACUAUGAGUGGGCGUCGAGUCUGUUGGGGUUCCUGGCUAUCCUCCUCGUGCCGAUUCCGUUUGUUUUCUUCCACUUUGGUCGUGCUAUUCGUCUGAGGAGUCCUUGGGCUAGAGAGCACUUUGACCAGACUGAGGAUACCCCUCACUGA